Panicum hallii is the source of this 3378-nucleotide messenger RNA. RefSeq names its product pentatricopeptide repeat-containing protein At2g29760, chloroplastic-like. The record is from RefSeq and is a predicted model, not a curated record. Gene Ontology annotation, molecular function: RNA binding; protein binding; zinc ion binding. Gene Ontology annotation, biological process: RNA modification. The transcript is spliced from 3 exons. The coding region runs from base 549 to 2543 and encodes 664 amino acids. Lineage: Eukaryota; Viridiplantae; Streptophyta; Magnoliopsida; Poales; Poaceae.
ACUCGACCUAGAUCCAAGGCUGAGCGUGCCUUUGCACCGUUGAUCUUGACGGCUGGCCUGACCGCUGGAUCAGUGAUUGUGUCAUCGGACGGCCGAGCGGCCUCCUGCCAUAGACCUCUUGCUUUCCUCCCGCUGUCACUCUGAAGCUCUGCCGGAGGCCGAGCAGAGCAAGAAGCACCUGAAAGCAGAGAAAGCAGAGGAGGCCGUGACCAACCCGCGGCCCGCGAUCUAUACCUGCUCGCGGGCCGCGUCCGUACCCACACACCUUCUUCGUCGUCGUCGUGGUCCUGGCGGGCCUUGUCACCCUCCCUCUCCAACACCCACAGGCCCACAUCCACCUACCCGCUCGCCCUCUGCCCCUCUUCUCCUUGCCCCGUACUACGCCAGUCUCCUCCAGUCCUCCUGUUGCCGUUGCGCGCCCUCUCCGCAGUUACCCACUGUUCCCGCAGGACCGCGCCACCGCGGCGCCUCCCCCCACCCCACCCAUUCCCUCCGAGGUCCCCCGCCGCGCGGUAACCGGCGGCGAGUUACCCGCGGUUACUUAGCGCAUGCUGCUGAGGCCGCGACGUGCCCGCGGCCUGCUCGACGGAAUCCCGCGCCGGGGCCCCGCCGCCGUUCCGGGCCUUCCCGCGGCGUGCGAUCGCGCCCCCGCGGAUGGGGACGCGCUCGCGGCUUACGCGGGCAUGCUGGCGUGCGGGGUCCGGCCCGACGCCUACACGUUCCCUCCCCUGCUCAAGGCGGUGGCGCGGCGGGGCGGCCCCGCCGCGGCGUCCUCGUCCGCGCCCGCCGCCGUCCACGCGCACGUGGUCAAGUUCGGGCUGGGACGCGGCGCCCACGCCGCGAGCGCGCUGGUCGCGGCCUACGCGGCCGGGGGCGACGGCGCCGCGGCUCGCGCGGCGCUGCUGGACGGGCGCGGCACGCCCGCCGCGUGGAACGCGCUGAUCUCUGGCCAUUGCAGGGGCAAGCGGUUCGGGGAUUCGCGCCGCGCGUUUGUGGACAUGGUGCGGGCCGGCGCCGCGCCCACGCCGGUCACGUACGUCUCGGUGCUGUCGGCUUGUGGGAAGGGCAGGGACUUGCUGCUUGGAGUGCAGGUGCACAAGCGCGUUGUGGAGAGCGGGGUGUUGCCGGAUCUGAAGGUGGAGAGCGCGCUGGUUGGUAUGUAUGCCGAGUGUGCUGACAUGGACUCGGCUUGGAGGUUGUUUGAGGACAUGGAAGUGAAGAAUGUGGUGUCCUGGACGUCUUUGGUUUCUGGGCUCGCGAGAUUAGGCCUGGUUGAUCGAGCCAGAGAACUGUUUGAUGGUAUGCCUGAGAGGGACGCUGUCUCGUGGACUGCGAUGAUUGAUGGUUAUGUACAGGCUGCCCGGUUCAGGGAGGCAUUGGGGAUGUUCCGUGAGAUGCAGUACAGCAAUGUGAGGGCAGAUGAGUUCACCAUGGUGAGCGUGAUCACAGCUUGCGCGCAGCUAGGUGCCCUGGAGAUCGGAGAAUGGGCGAGGGUUUACAUGAGCAGGCAAGGGAUUAGGAUGGAUGUUUUUGUUGGCAAUGCACUUAUAGACAUGUACUCCAAGUGUGGAAGUGUUGAGCGAGCAUUGGAUGUAUUUAACGGAAUGCACAGCAGAGAUAAGUUUACUUGGACAGCUAUCAUACUUGGUCUUGCGGUGAAUGGUUAUGGGGAAGAGGCAAUUGACAUGUUCCACAGAAUGAUCAGAGUUUCAGAAGCUCCGGAUGAGGUGACGUUCAUUGGUGUUCUCACAGCCUGCACCCACGCUGGCUUAGUUGACAAAGGACAAGAGUUCUUCCACAGCAUGACUGAGACCUAUAAAAUUGCCCCAAAUGUGGUGCAUUAUGGAUGCAUAGUAGAUCUUCUUGGCCGAGCUGGGAAAAUUACAGAAGCUUUGGAGACAAUAGAUCAAAUGCCAGUGACACCCAAUUCCACUAUUUUUGGGACCCUGCUGGCAGCUUGUAGGGUUCAUGGCAAUUCAGAGAUAGGUGAAUUGGUAGCAGAGCGCAUCCUUGCGCUGGAUCCAGAGAACAGCACGGCUUACAUUCUUUUGUCCAGCAUAUAUGCAAAGGCUAACAGAUGGGAAGAUGUCCGACAGCUUAGGCAGGCAAUAAUGGAGAAAGGAAUAAAGAAAGAACCUGGUUGCAGUCUGAUUGAAAUGAACAGCAUGAUUCAUGAAUUUGUAGCUGGUGAUCGGUCUCAUCCUAUGAGCAAUGAAAUCUACUCUAAGUUGGAGAAUAUAAUCGCCGAUUUAAAGAAUGUUGGGUAUUUUCCUGAUGUAACUGAGGUCUUUGUUGAAGUUGCAGAAGAGGAAAAGCAGAAGGUUAUUUAUUGGCACAGCGAGAAGCUAGCAAUUGCUUUUGCAUUACUCAGUUCAGAACCUAAUACUGUGAUAAGGAUUGUGAAAAACUUGAGGAUGUGUUUGGAUUGCCAUAAUGCAAUUAAGUUGAUAUCAAGGUUGUAUGGAAGGGAGGUAGUUGCGAGGGACAGGACACGCUUCCAUCAUUUUCGAGAUGGACUCUGUUCUUGUAAAGACUAUUGGUAGCUCCUUAUGCAUCAGUCAGAUAAGAGGACUGAACAUAUGUGGCCUCAGCUUUGAGUGAUUACUUGAUGGCAAGCACAAGUUUUCACUUGAAAUGCAGUAUUCACUGCAGUUCAGGAAGUGAAAUGAGGAGUGAUAGUAUUAUUAAUCUAGUAGAGCCUUCAUGUUAUAUUCUGUUUGAGCUCCUCUUGUUGCACGUUGCACCUUGAUGUAAACCUUGGCAUAGCUGAUGGUUCUGCUGGCACAUCAUUUGUUCGAAAAAAGAGUUUUCCAUUGAAGAAAUACUUGCUGUAGCAUUGGCUUGUCUAUGGUGUGAAACAGUUUAUUUUGGCAAAGCUGCAUGAUAUCAAACCAGGGACGGAGCUGCCUUGUGCCAUCGGGGUCGCCGGACCCCCGAUGAAUUUUGCAAAACUCAGCGUAAAACACUGUUCACUACUGUAUUUGACCCCGUUGUGCUAAUAGAGCCGACCCCGGUGACUUGGUCGGCUGGCUUCGCCCCUGUAUCAAACCUUUGGUUGAUUGUUUGUCUUGUGGAUUCUUACAGUUUGGGCCUUCAUUAAACAAGGUAUUUUUAAUGAUAACAUAUGCCUUAUAUCAACAUAGAAUACCUGACAAGGGACGCGAAGGUGCAGAAGCCAUUAAACGUGAGCCUUGGGAUACCAAACUCCCUUGCGAUGUCAGCAGUCCACCAGUGUGACAUGUCAGAUAUGAUGCAGCUUGGAGAUGGGUGUUGCUGACGGAGGUAUGCUGUAAGUGGCUCCCGAAGUGCUGCGCAGGCCUCCAUGAAAUUCUUGAACAGAUCUCUGGACUGGAUCAUGUCGGCAUUCUCGCAUCCGUU